This is a messenger RNA of Amoebophrya sp. A120, 1297 nucleotides long. NCBI's taxonomy places the organism in Eukaryota, Dinophyceae, Syndiniales, Amoebophryaceae. The record is from the annotation of a GenBank genome assembly.
GCGGCAAGCCUCACGCGCACCAUCAGAAGUGCAGUAUUGGCCGUUCUUUGCGGUGUCUCACCAUCAGAAGUGCGAGCUGCGAGGAGCGGGGCGCACCGCCUAAAGUUCUAAAUCCCAGCUGCCCAAUAGAUAGAUAGAUAGAUAGCUUUCCAAUUAUAAUUUAUAUAAGUUUGAGUGCGUAGGUUUGGGUGCAGAUAGCAGCGCUUCGCCCAUCCAUUUUUUGCGGGAGCAAGUAUGUGUUCCUUCUUGCGUUUCUGGUAUAUUUCGUCAGCUUGCGCCACUCCUGAUCGAGAGAGGCACACCUGGCGUAUCUGUAGGCGAAGCCUUAUUUUUGUAUAUAUUCGUGUGAUUGUUCUUGUUCUAUCUUCCUCGCAAUAGUGCUUGUCCAUCUCGUUGUGGCUUCUUCUACUUCAUUGCCAUUGGUUCUUUGCGAAAUAAACCCAGUCAAGUUGUAGUCAGGUUCUCGUCAUGAAGAUCUGUUUAUAAAUUAAUUUCUCUUCGAUCCUUGUCUUUCCCGCGACAGAAAAUGAUGAACAUUCGGUCUAUCGCAGCGGAUCGCAGCUCCGGUCCAACGUCCAACCCAACUACUGCUGGAACAAGCAAGCACCACCCUACCGCACCAGGAACAUCAAAGCGGCCGCCGCCAUUACCGAGCAACCCAAGCGCGCCAGGGCAACAAGGCGGACCCGCUCCUGUGCGAGGAGGAGGUGCCAAUUCAUCUGGCACUACGCAGCAGCACAACAUGAUGGAUGCAGAGCAUCAUAAUGUCCUCGGACGAGGAUCAGCAGACAAAGAAGCAUCACAGCAACACCUGUCCUCCGGCCACAGCAAGAGCACCGCCCAUAAUAAAUACGACAAACACCACUUCGAAGUAGAUCCCUUUGCCGAACAGGACGCAGCGAGGCAGCAACUGUUGGAUUCGUUGCUCGGCGGGGGUGGCAGUGGUGUGGAGCAGAAUUUGAUCUCGCCUUGGGCAACUACAACAUCCGCAGCAGGAUCUUCAUCUUCUGCCGGCAAUUCUACUUGUGCAGCAAACGCGACCCACUACUACGAGGACAGGGUCCGGCUGAACCAAUUUCUCGAGUACCUGAACAUGAACGCCAGCUGCGAGGAGGAAAUGUUCCCACUCCACCCGGACUUCGUGCCGAACGGAAAGCUCCCCUUCCAGUACAACCAGUACCGGAAAGGGUACAGCAGCGUGGCGCAGUACAUGAAAGAAAAAGCAGUGAAGGAACAGCAGCAGAGCGCAGCGAAUUUUCAGCCGGGCGGAAUCAGCGAGGGGGGGCGGAAGAAGUGA